AUGGCUAGUAGUGUUACUGAUAGUAAUAAUGCAGAGCUUUACCAAGCUCUGAUAAAAAAAGAUGAGCAGAAAGUGCUUGAUCUUUGCGAAAAAUAUGCAGAAGAAGAGGGUCCAAUGCGUGUAGUAACCAUACACAAAGACACUAUUUUACAUGUCGCCUUGUAUUCCAUGCAAGUAGGAUUGGUGAUCAAGUUAUUGGAAAAUUUAUCGCCCCAAUACAUACAUCUGAUGGACCGUAAAAACUCUGGGGGAAACACUGUUCUUCAUGAAGCAGCCACCUACGACAAAUUAUUGGAUGCAGUAGAAAUGAUGUUGAAAUUGCGCAAAAAUUUGUUAACCAUAACGAACAAUAACAUGGAAAAUCCGCUUUUCCGUGCUGCUCGCUAUGGACAAAAGGCGAUAUUCAAGUUUCUGAGUGGUUGUAUAGUGAAGGAUUUUGAUACAGAGGAGCUGGAGAAGUAUCAUCAGAAGUUUGAUGGGAGUACUGUCCUUCACGCAGCCAUUGCCGCAGAACAUUUUGGUUUGUGA
Messenger RNA from Daucus carota subsp. sativus, 528 nucleotides. RefSeq lists its product as uncharacterized. The record is from RefSeq and is a predicted model, not a curated record. The coding region runs from base 1 to 528 and encodes 175 amino acids. Lineage: Eukaryota; Viridiplantae; Streptophyta; Magnoliopsida; Apiales; Apiaceae. The transcript has a single exon. Gene Ontology annotation, molecular function: protein binding.